AUGUCUAUACCAAUUUUAUAUAAUAAACCUUCAGAGGAAGAAUACGAGGUUGAAAAAAUUAUAGAUCAAAAAACAGAAGAAAAUGGCAUUAUAUAUUACCUUUUAAAAUGGAGGGGAUAUGAUGAUUCCUAUAACACUUGGGAACCAUUUCAAAAUCUUAAUUGCUCAGAGCUAAUUAAACAAUACAAAAGAGAACUUCGGUUAAAGAGUGAAAUGAGUUUAAAUGUAAAAGCUGAUUGUUCUGGACCAAAUACAUUAUCAUUCAAAGAAUUUCUUAGAAGAAAAAGACAAACAAAAGGUGUUAUUGAUUUUGAAACUAUGUUGAACAAUAGUGUUAAAGAUGGGCCAAUCAUUCCUGUUAUCAAUGAAAUAGAUGAUGAAGGGCCACCACCUAAUUUCACAUAUGUAGAUUAUUAUAUAUAUGGAAAUAAUGUUCCAAGGCCUGAAAAUUUAAAGGGAGGCUUAGCAGGCUGUGAUUGUGAUGAAGGAAGUUGCAAAGGAUAUCAAUGUAAAUGUUUUAAUGAACAUAAUCAAGGUAAAUUAAAUUAUGAAAGAUAUACACAUCAACUGCGUGUAAAACCAGGGAAUGCAAUAUAUGAAUGCAAUUCCAAAUGUUCCUGUAGUAUUGACUGUCCUAAUCGUGUGACUCAAUGGGGACGUAAGGUACCUUUAGCAAUACAAAGAUUUAAAGAAAAGGGUUGGGGUGUUGUAGCAAUUAAAAAAAUAUCCUCUGGGGCAUUCAUUACAUAUUAUUAUGGUGAAUUAAUAACCACAGAAGAGGCUGAUACAAGAGGCACAACUUAUGACGAAGUUGGUAGGACUUAUUUAUUUGAUCUUGAUUUCUCUACGGCAAAUGAUCAAAAUCUCUAUACAAUAGAUGCUAGUAAUUAUGGAAAUAUAUCACAUUUUUUAAAUCAUUCAUGUGAUCCUAAUUUAAUUGUUGUGCCUAUAGUAAAUGACAAUGCUGAUAUAAGAUUACAUCACGUUGCAUUCUUUUCAAAAAGAGAUAUUGCCCCUGGUGAAGAGUUAACUUUUAAUUAUAAUGGUUCAAUUGAAUAUCCUGAAGAAAUAUCUGAAUACUUGGGCGAAGAUGAAGAUAAUACAAAAUUCAAAAAUAAAUAUAUUUGCAAAUGUGCUUCAGAAAAUUGUAAAGGCUACUUUCAUUCUUAA
Entrophospora candida is the source of this 1170-nucleotide messenger RNA. The record is from the annotation of a GenBank genome assembly. Lineage: Eukaryota; Fungi; Glomeromycota; Glomeromycetes; Entrophosporales; Entrophosporaceae.